Molecule: messenger RNA, 1121 nt
Organism: Brassica oleracea var. oleracea
Lineage: Eukaryota; Viridiplantae; Streptophyta; Magnoliopsida; Brassicales; Brassicaceae
Product: putative pectinesterase/pectinesterase inhibitor 24
Exons: 2
Coding region: 33-1121 (362 amino acids)
Biological process (GO): cell wall modification
Molecular function (GO): pectinesterase inhibitor activity; pectinesterase activity
Source: RefSeq, a predicted model, not a curated record
ACGAAGAAUAUAUCAAAAACGAAAGGAGGAAAAUGUCUUCCUCCUACGGUAAAGUCGACGAGCGUGAACAUGUGCUCGAAGCUCGUCGGAACUCGAGGAAGAGAAUCACAAUCAUCGUCGUAUCACUACUCGUUCUCGUCGGUAUCGUGAUCGGAGCCGUCUUCGGAACCAUGUCUAACAAGAAGUCAACGACGGUGGAAACCAGCGAUAACGGAGACUCAAUCUCCGUUUCCGUUAAAGCCGUUUGCGACGUUACACUACAUAAAGACAAGUGUUUCGAAACGGUCGGAUCAGCUCCAAACGCAAGCAGCCUCAAUCCAGAACAGCUCUUUAUAUACGCCGUCAAGAUCACAAUCGCAGAAGCCACGAAAGCUCUCAACGCUUUCUCCUCUUCAGGAGACAACACCACCAUGCAUGCUUGCGUCGAGCUUCUUGACCUAACGAUAGAUAACCUCGAAAACACGUUGACAUCAUCACAAAACGGUGACGUCACGUUACCUGAGCUAGUCAGUGACCUCCGUACAUGGCUGAGCUCAGCAGAGACGUACCAAGAUACUUGUACAGAGACGUUGGCUGAGUCUAACCAUCCAGAUUCUAAGACGUUCGGAGAAAGUCAGCUCAAGAACGCAACGGAGCUAACGAGUAACGCCUUGGCUAUCAUCACAUGGCUCGGUAAGAUAGCUGACUCCUUCAAACUCAGGAGGCGUUUGCAGAGUGCUGACGUGGCGGUGGAUUUAAACGUGGGGAGGAGGUUGUUGCAGAGCACUGAUUUGAGGAGAGUGGCGAAUAUUGUGGUGGCGAAGGAUGGUUCGGGGAAGUGUAAGACGAUAAGUACGGCUUUAAAGGAUGUGCCUGAGAAGAGUGACAAGAGGACGGUUAUAUAUGUGAAGAAAGGAGUUUAUUUUGAGAAUGUGAAAGUGGAGAAGACCAUGUGGAAUGUUGUUGUGGUUGGAGAUGGAGAGAGCAAGAGUAUUGUCUCUGGUAAACUCAAUGUCAUUGAUGGAACUCCCACUUUCCAGAGCGCCACGUUCGCUGUGUUCGGGAAAGUGUCCUCCAUUGCAUAUGUAUAUGUUGGCCAUUAUACAUGUUCUAAAUGUCAAAAGCACUCUAUAUUUCUUUGA